UCUAGUAAUGGCCAGCAGAAGAUCAAAACCUUCAAGUAGUGUCCCAGAAGAUGAGCUUAAGGAUCUUAUCAUGAAACUUCGCGCAUUGUUACCAACUGAAAUCAAUAGAAACAACACAACCAGGGUUUCACUGUGGAGGCUUCUGGAGGAGACAUGCAAUCAUAUCAAGAGGCUGCAGAGUGAAGUUGAUGGCCUGAGUGAGAGACUAUAUGAGCUAAUGGCCUCUCCCAACACCAGUACUGCUGAAGCAGACAUCUUAAGAAGGGUCUUUGAGCAACAAUAGACACUGCAAUAUUUUUUGCUAUUGCAGUUCUAUGGUUUGCGCUACAUCUCAUGGAGAGUAUGUGUAUGUUUACCAUAAUUAACUAAGUUGGAGGAAAGGCUGACUUAGCAUCUUCAAGAGUACUGAAGUUGUCUGAGUGCUGCAUGGGUUGCUUAUGAAAACCCUAAAUCCAUCUCCUUCAAUCCACUUUUGUUGUGUUUUUGAGUGUGUAGAUUUGCUCCCGGGGCUGGCUGCUCUUCAUAUAUGCACCACCCAUAAGUGGAGCUAAGUUUAAUAUAUAUAUUUAUUUCUGUUUCAA
Messenger RNA from Vitis riparia (riverbank grape), 581 nucleotides. Its product is annotated as transcription factor PRE3-like. Gene Ontology annotation, biological process: regulation of growth; regulation of DNA-templated transcription. The coding region runs from base 8 to 283 and encodes 91 amino acids. NCBI's taxonomy places the organism in Eukaryota, Viridiplantae, Streptophyta, Magnoliopsida, Vitales, Vitaceae. The transcript has 2 exons. Gene Ontology annotation, molecular function: protein dimerization activity. The record is from RefSeq and is a predicted model, not a curated record.